UAUAGCAGGACAUACUAUUUGGCAAAUAAUAUGGGGUAGGUUGCUGAGCUGUUGUCUGUAGCCAUAGAUAUACAUAUAUACAGUAGUGUUCUAUAUUUAUUGCAUAGAUGAAUGUUAAUUGAUCAUGUAAUAUAACAGAUGUUAAAAUAGUGUUCCAUCUCAAGUGUUUUUAGAGGCAUGUAGCAUUGUGAUGUGUUUGAUCUAAGGCAGAUGAAGAAAGAAGAGUUAAUGUUAACAUGAAGACUUUAACUCUAUUGCCCAGACACAAGUGUCAUGUACUCUAGGGCUGGUCUGUGCUACCAAGUAAAUCUCCUUGCGUUGACCUAUUUGUGCCUGGCUAUACUCAACUUUGUGUCCAUCCAAUGUAAAUGCCCCAUUACAUCAACACAGUAAAACCACCUCCUUGAACAGCAUAGAGCCAUCAUUAACCUCCCGAGGUUGGUGCACUGUGAGUGUAGAUACGACAUGACCUGUGUCAACCCUAACAGUCCUCCAGCAGCUGUCCCACAAUGCCCCAUUCUCUGUAACAGUAACACUCUGUUCACAAUUGCAAAUUUAACUGCCCAGAAAUCACAGAUCCUGGAAACUACACCCAUUUUGAAGCCCCCCACAUAUUUUUUAAAAUGCUUUUUCUUGAUUGCCUACCUUGGUGAGCACACCUCGCAGCUCUCCCUUGUUGUAUGCAACUGCCCAAUCAGCUGUUCCAGCACAAUGUAAUAGAUGCGCUCCUGCCUGGAGUAGACAGAAGUGAUAGGAUCUUCUGGGCCUGUGGGUAGAAUUGGCUGUGGGAAACACGGCUAUAGACCAGUUGUAGAAAUGUGGACAUUUUGCAUGGGGGAUGCUGGCAAAGGGAUAUGACAGGGAUCAGUAGCAGUACUGCAUGAAAGUAAAGGAACUUGGCCAGGAAUACAAUAGAUCUGGUGGUGCCCUGUAGAUGUGCUGUUUUUACAAUGAGCUGCACGCCAUACAUCAGCAUCCCACAGACUACUAUGGAUAUCUCAGAGGAGCCUGAGACAGAGACUUCUGCUGUGAACAGGGAGGAAGCAGAAGGGGUGGGAGCUCCAGCUAUGCCGUGAGCCAGGACCUGUUCAAAACACCACGACAGUCUAGCCAGUCCCACCAAGUGAGCAUGGAUGAGCCUGGUGAAGGAAAGAGACUACUGGUGUGGUGCUCCCCCAUUCCACACCUGCAGAACAUCUGACCCUGAUGAGGAGGAGAAAGAAGACGACUAGGGAAUAUAUGUUCAGUCAGAUCCUACAAGCCAGUGCUGUAUUGUACCAUGAACAAAGGGCUUGGAGGGCCUAUAUGAUUGACAGUCUAAAGAAAGAAAGAGAGGACAAGAGAGAGGCCCAGGAACCCCAGCAGGACAAAGAGAGGGAAAUGCACCAGGACAUAAUGGGACUUCUAAGGCAGCAGACCCAAAUGCAGCAGCACAUAGUUGACCUAUAGAUUCAAAAAUGUUAGACGCUCCGCCUUUUCAGUCCUUGGAGAACUCCAUGGUUUCUGCUCCCUGCACCUCCCAACAUACCACAUAGCAUCAAGGGGAACAUCUUUAUCCCUAUCGUUCCUCACCAGGAACAGCAAGGAAAACCACAGCUUCACAGAACCAUGGUUGGUGUAUGUGUAGCCACAACGAACUACACUUGUGCAUGGAAGUGGACAGAAAUGUUUGCUGCCUUUCCAAUUAUAAAGUUCCACUCCAUUAAUUUGUUAGAAUUUUGUAUUACGUUGCCUUUGUUUUCCUGCACUGUUUUUCCCAUUCAGUAAAGUUCUAUUUUUGGAGAAUAAAAUUAUCUUUAUUAGUUCACAACACAUAUUGUAGAAUGAAUAUCAGUACUCAAAGCAAACAGUACUUGUUAAUAUCCAGCAAGCACCACCUAAUUCAUAGCUUCAGGAAAACACCUAGUCAUAUUUAUAAAUGAAGAGCUAGCAGCACCCAAAGCUCCAGCUCCAAAGACUAAUCCAGCACCGAAUGCUACUGUGGCUGACUGCUAAAGUGCUCUUUCAAAGCCUCCCUCAACUGCAUAGCCCCAUGUUGGGCUCUUGUAAUGGCUCUUGUGUCUGGCCGCUCAGAGGUGGCAGACAGCUGCUCCAGCUCCACCCCGGCAGGAGCUUUUCCCCCUUUGCCUCACAGAUAUUAUGCAGAACACAACAAGCAGCUAUAACUGUCCGGAUAUUUUUCUCGUUGACAUCCAGCUAGCAAGUAAAUACUGCCAGAGUGUCUACAGUCUACCAAAAGCACAUUCAGCAACCAUUCUGCACCUGCUGAGCCAGUAGCUAAAUCUCUCCUUGGAGCUUUCAGGGUGACCAGUGCAUGGCUUCAUGAGCCAGGGGAAAAAGGAGUGGGGCGAGUCUCUCAACAUCACUAUUGGCAUUUGAAUUGCGGAUGGUAAUCUGCCAGUCAGGAAAGAAUGUCCAUGCUUGCAGCUUUCUGAGUAGUCCUGUGAUCUUAAAAAUGCAAGUGUUAUGCACCUUCCCUGACCCCAGUCCACAUUGUUCUUAGUGAAGUAUCCCCAGUGAUCCACCAACACUUGCAUAACCAUAGAAUAGCAGCUCUUUCUAAUGAUGUAUUCUGUGGCAAGGUGGGCUGUUGCCAAAAUACGGCUAUUGCCCCACUGCAAUUCAGGAACCACCAUUGUUGCAAAAAUCCAUCCACUAAGUCCUGCACAUUGCUGAGAGUCCUCCAUAACAGGAGACGAUUAGUGACCCUAUAUACUUGCAUUAUGGCGUCUACUCCACUGUGGAUUUUCCAACUGCAAAAUGAUUUUCCACUAACUGGUAGCAGUUUGGCACUGCAAACUUCCAGAGACUGAUCUCUACUUGUUUUUCCAUUGUCAAUGCAGUUUUUAUUUUUGGUGUCGCUGCACUGAGAGCUGAGGUGAGCUUGGUACACAGAUCCAGGAAUAUGGCCCCCACAUUUACAUCAUCUCAAACCUAUAUUACAAAGAGAUCCCUCCAGUCAGUGUUCAUUUCUGGGGCCCAAAAGUAAUGCUCCACCAUCUGCAGCUGCUUUGUGAACACCACCCACAACCUUGAAUUGUUUUUCACUAUGUCCCUUAGCAAGCUGUGCUUGAAGAAAUUGUCAUGCUCCCCAUUUUUGCGGUACUUCUGUGGGUUUCCAAAUAAAAGAGAAUCAAGCAUCCUAUAUUUGCAACAUUCAUGAGAACAGUGCAGAGCUCUGCAGGCUCCAUGCUUCCGUGAGAGAUGUUGUAUACUGAAACGUGCUGUACAGGUUUCUGGGAUUUAAAAAAAAAAAAAAGCAUGAAAAGUAUGGGGUAUGGAUGGUAUUAGGAAAUUCAGCAAGUUGCUUGCUGGGAACUUGACCCUUGCAUCCAGAGAUCACUGGGCAAGUCAUUUCUAUCUGCAACAUAUUGUGAAAAUUUCCCAAAAGGCAUUGCACCAGAUGGCAGCAUGUGGCACACUGGGAUACCUACCUGCGGUGCACUACACUUUGCAUCACUGCACUCUUGCACUGAAUGCAGUAACUAUCUCUGAGGGGGACUAUCAUGGUGAAAUACUGUGCAGCAUAUAACUGCAGUAAUGCAGACACAAAGUUAAAUCGGAAGCAGGGAAUAACUUUUCAUAGGUUUCCCAGGGAUAAUAAGAAAAAACAGCAGUGGGCCCAGGCAGUACAUCGGGCUGACCCUGUGAGUGGCAAACUCUGGACACCAUCUGAAUGGGAUAUGAUUUGUUCUCAGCAUUUCAAUCCUGACUGCUUCAAAGAAAUUAAUGGAAAGAAAUUUUUAAAGGAAGGGAGUUGUCCUUCUAUAUUUUCCUUUCCUGACAAUUUUCAGAGAAUAGAUAAUUCUCUACGGCGAUCGGCGAAGAACUCCAAAUGUGCUGGCACAUUUCUAGAAAAUCCUCCUCUCACAGCAGAUCCUGCUGAGGUGUAUGUUACAGUAACGAAAACAGCGAACAACUCAAAAAGAUUAACAGAAAACUUCAGCUCUGCUCAUGAGCUGGACACCAAUGUGGUGUGUAAUACACAGGACACAGUAAUGACAGACCACCAUUACCAUAUCACAGACAGUCCAAAAACUCUGAAGAGGAAACUGGAUGAACUUUUAGCAGAGAAUCACAAGCUCAGAAGAAAAUUAAGAAAUGCUUCUGAUCAGGAAGAGAGACUCCAUAAAAAUAUGGAAAUCUUGUUGGACAAGCUGCACUCUAAAGACAUGUCGUCAUGGGAAAUAAAGUGAUUGCUAGAUCUGUGCAAAGGCCAGGGGCUGAAUGACAGGUCUUCUCUCCCACUGCACCCAGCUGUUGGAUAAGAAAUGUUCACUAAUGUUUAUUGCUAUACAUGUCAUUUUUGAAUGUAUUUAUUAAAUAAAAAGCUGUAAACAUUACUGAAGUUUUUAUAUAAAAGCUAGAAACUUGAAAGUUAAGAUUGGCACUUGUGUUGUUCAGGGAGUGAAUGUCAGCCUUUUACUUUAAUUCCCUGUCUCUUCAUUUGUCCCACAUGGUUAUUUUUUAGCUAUAUAGUUUCAUGAAGAGUGGAUGGGAGAUUUACUGCUUUUUUUAAAAAGUCUUCUGUAGACAUUUACUAAGCCUGUAGUAUUUACCUGAGAAUACACUAGAAUGUUCCAAUAAGUAUUUAUAAGUUUUCCCCAAACCUGAUAGGUUAGGAAAUUUAUAGUCUGAUAAAUAUACUGCAGCAUUUAUGAAAAUUUGUAUUGGUUCAUCUCUCUUUAUAUUUAACCAGUGUAUUAGACUAGUUUCAGAUAAUUUUUAAUGGCAAAAAGUUGAAAAGACCACAUCAUGACACAUUUCUUUUGCAGCUCCUCCAAAACUUCUAGCAGUAAAAACCUUCAACAUCUCCAACCAUCAGACUUUGCUUAGAGCACCUACUUUAUUCAUUGUUGUCUUUCCCCCCUGCUCUAUCUUGUGUCACAUUUUAAGUGCAUUAAUUUCUAACAGCGCAAUGGUGUCAUUGCACCAGCCAUCCACCCAUGCACUAUAAAGUCAGUUUAUAUAAUGGUUUGAAAUAUAUAUAUAUAUUUUUUUUUUUUGAAAGACUGGCACGUGCAUUAACUAUUGUAUUAAAUCUUAUGAUCACACAUAGUAAAGUGUGUGUGUGUGUGUGUAAUAUACACACACACACACACACACCCUGCUACCUUGAUAUAACGUGACCCGAUAUAACACAAAUUUGGAUACAACGCGGUAAAGCAGUGCUGGGGGAGGGGGGGAGGGGGGAGUGUUGCACAUUCCAGCGGAUCAAAGCAAGUUCGAUAUAACGCAGUAAGAUUAAGGUUUUUUGGCUCCUGGGGACAGCAUUACAUUGGGGUAGAGGGGGUGUAUGUGUGUAAAAUUUAAUAUUGUUUAAUGGAUCCAGACUUAUUCUAGUCCGUUGUAUCAAUAUAUAGUUCUGCUGUCUAUAUUGCAUGCUAAAAUUGAACCUAUUAAAAUUCAUUAUGAAAAAUAA
Messenger RNA from Gopherus flavomarginatus (Mexican gopher tortoise), 5422 nucleotides. Its product is annotated as THAP domain-containing protein 6-like. The record is from RefSeq and is a predicted model, not a curated record. Bases 3507 to 4196 code for a protein of 229 amino acids. Lineage: Eukaryota; Metazoa; Chordata; Testudines; Testudinidae. The transcript has 7 exons.